AUGGCCAUCUCACUACCUGCCGUCUUGACAACCCUCGCCCCCUACCACCUCAUAUCCUACGCGACCCUGCUCGGCUCCUCGCUCUUCCAGACCUUCGUCAACACCAAGAUCUGCUACACCGAACUCCCGAGAUCCGCCUUCACGACCCUGCAGAAGCGCCUCUUCCCGGUUUACUUCCGGUGCCAGGCUCUUCUCCUCGUCCUGACCGCCGCCACGUUGCCCCCCUACGGCCCGGCGUCCCUGCUGCGCGACAGGCGCGACUGGAUCCCCUUCGCGGCCAUCGGCCUCACGACCAUGGCGAAUCUCUUCACGUACGGUCCGAGGACGCGGCAGGCCAUGAUCGACCGCACGCAUCAAGAAACCCGCGACGCAAAGCGGCCUGAUGGCGUCGAGGAGCCGAGCCCGGACAUGCGCGCCGUCAAGAGGCGGUUCUCGAUGAACCAUGCCAUGAGCAUCCACCUCAACCUCAUCGGCCUCUUCGGCAUGAUGUGGUACGGUGUGAGGUUGGCUUCUAGACUGAACAUUGAAAUGGACUGA
Colletotrichum higginsianum IMI 349063 is the source of this 537-nucleotide messenger RNA. RefSeq lists its product as uncharacterized. Bases 1 to 537 code for a protein of 178 amino acids. NCBI's taxonomy places the organism in Eukaryota, Fungi, Ascomycota, Sordariomycetes, Glomerellales, Glomerellaceae. The record is from RefSeq and is a predicted model, not a curated record. The transcript has 2 exons.